Messenger RNA from Gadus morhua (Atlantic cod), 2748 nucleotides. RefSeq names its product HID1 domain containing a (gene hid1a). The record is from RefSeq and is a predicted model, not a curated record. Gene Ontology annotation, cellular component: membrane; Golgi trans cisterna; Golgi medial cisterna. Lineage: Eukaryota; Metazoa; Chordata; Actinopteri; Gadiformes; Gadidae.
ACGGAGGACAUGGAGGAUGACGACAGCGCCCGUCCGCUGGCUGAGUCCCUCCUCCUGGCCGUGGCCGACCUGCUCUUCUGCCCGGACUUCACCGUCCACAGCCACAAGAGGAGCCCCUGUGACUCGGUGGAGGACAUGCAGUCCAUUGACAGCUGUGAAUACAUCUGGGAGGCCGGGGUGGGCUUCGCCCAGUCCCCCCCCCUCAACUACAUCCACGACCUGAACAGAAUGGAGCUGCUGCGCCUACUGCUGACGUGCUUCUCCGAGGCCAUGUACCUGCCCCCCUCCUCUGACCACAGCGUGCUCAACCCCUGGGUAACCUUCUUCUGCUCCACCGAGAACAGACACGCCCUGCCGCUGUUCACCUCGCUGCUCAACGUGGUGUUCGCCUACGACCCGGUGGGCUACGGGAUCCCCUACAACCACCUCAUGUUCUCCGACUACCGGGAGCAGCUGGUGGAGCAGGCGGUGCAGACGCUCAUCGUCACGCUGGAGCACGAGGGCGGAGCCACCCGCCUCCCCGCCUCCCCGUCCAGCCUCGAGGAGCAGGAGUCUACCGGCCCUGAUAACCUGUUUGUGAACUAUCUGUCAAGAAUUCACCGAGAAGAGGACUACGACUUCAUACUGAAGGGCCUGGCCCGCCUGCUCACCAACCCGCUGACCCAGACCUACCUGCCCAACUCCACCAAGAAGAUCCAGUUCCACCAGGAGCUCCUGGUGCUCUUCUGGAAGCUCUGCGACUUCAAUAAGAAGUUCCUGUUCUUCGUGCUGAAGAGCAGUGACGUCCUGGAUGUUCUGGUUCCCAUCCUGUUCUACCUGAACGACGCCCGGGCCGACCAGUCCCGCGUGGGACUAAUGCACAUCGGCGUCUUCAUCCUGCUGCUGCUGAGCGGCGAGAGGAACUUCGGGGUCCGCCUGAACAAGCCGUACUCCGUCCACGUGCCCAUGGACAUCCCCGUGUUCACCGGGACCCACGCCGACCUGCUCAUCGUGGUGUUCCACAAGAUCAUCACGAGCGGACACCAGCGGCUGCAGCCUCUGUACGACUGUCUGCUCACCAUCAUCGUGAACGUGUCUCCCUACCUGAAGAGUCUCUCCAUGGUGGCCGCCAACAAACUCCUCCACCUCCUCGAAGCCUUCUCCACCUCCUGGUUCCUAUUCUCGGCCUCCCAGAACCACCACCUGGUCUUCUUCCUGCUGGAGGCCUUCAACAACAUCAUCCAGUACCAGUUUGAUGGAAACUGCAACCUGGUGUACGCCAUCAUCCGCAAGAGGAACCUCUUCCACCAGCUGGCCAACCUGCCGUCAGACGCCUCCUCCAUCCAGAAGGCCCUGCAGAGGAAGAAGAAGAGCCCCGACGUCAUCUCCAGGACCAGCUCUCAGGAGACCAUCUCCAUGGAGGGCUCGCGGCCGGCCGUGCCUGCCGAGCCAGGGACCCUGAAGGCCAGCCUGGUGGCCAUACCCGGCAUCGAAAAACUCACAGAAAAGUCCCAGGUGUCAGAGGACGGGACGAUGGUGUCGAUACCAAAGAUGGACUCGCCCCAGAAACCUCUGGCAGACCAGAGCACCGUCACGGGCACCAGCGACACGGAGUCCAACUCUGGGAGAGACACGGAGGAUGUCUUCUACACCGAGGCGGAGAUGGAGAGGAGGCCUACGUCCAGCGCUUCCUCCACCUCGUCCUACUGGGCUCCCAGUCCAGAAUGGGUGCUCUCCUGGAGGAGCAAGCUCCCUCUGCAGACCAUCAUGAGGCUGCUCCAGGUACUGGUCCCCCAGGUGGAGAAGAUCUGCAUCGACAAGGGUCUGACGGACGAGUCGGAGAUCCUGAAGUUCCUCCAGCACGGCACCCUGGUGGGCCUGCUGCCCGUGCCCCAUCCCAUCCUGAUCAGGAAGUACCAGGCCAACGCCGGCACAGCCAUGUGGUUCCGCACCUACAUGUGGGGGGUGGUGUACCUGAGAAACGUGGACCCGCCCAUCUGGUACGACACCGACGUCCGACUGUUUGAGAUCCAGAGGAUGUAGACCGUGUCCGUCUGUCUGUGAUCCAGGCUGUGGAAGUCUUUCCGUCUGUCGGAGAUGAAGCGGACCCUUGACCCUCAUGUCAAUCAUUGGGACGAUUCGGCGCCUGGGGUCGUGUUUGUUUGGCAUAUUGCUGCUUCUCUUGUCAUUCUCACUGUUUAGCGUUGCCUCCCAGUCCUCCUCCUCCUCUUCCUCACGCUGAGACACUGCAGCCUGGGUCGAAGCAUGCAGAAGGAUUUUUUUUAGGGUGGGAGUCAGGAGGGACUUUUGCAAAGGAUGGCGCUACGAUUGAUUUUUUUUUACAAUAUUGUUUCGAUAUCGUUCUCGAGUGGAGCAAAGAAAUGCUAAACGUUUUGAGUGACGGGGUGUCAAUCAUGCAGCUCGUUGGCCCUGAACAUACGCUAAACAUCGUUAUCGUGUUCCGUUUGUCCAGCGUGUUUGCCAUGGUUUAAAGUGUACUUGCACUCAUCUUCUGUGAAUAGUUGUAGUAUAUGAAACGAGGCAACAGGACUUUUAAGAGAUACAUAUUUAAGAAUGACGUUAUAUGGAUGUAAUCAUGCUGAUGACUUUUUGUCUUACAUUCUGUUUCUAUAUAUUGUGUUAAUGUUUAAAGUAUUUUUCCUUAUUCAGAAGAAUGUUGUUUAUUUGGACCAUAUUGCUAUCUAUAUAUUGUGUUGGAUGGGAAAUAUCAUGGUUGUCAAUACAUUAAAAACAAUGCAUAGUACCAUU